This is a messenger RNA of Effrenium voratum, 1010 nucleotides long. The record is from the annotation of a GenBank genome assembly. Lineage: Eukaryota; Dinophyceae; Suessiales; Symbiodiniaceae.
UGCACUUCCUUUGCGGUGUUCCCAGCCGCUCAAAUUCCCUCGCCUGCGUCAUGGUCUCACGCAGGCAUGGCUUGCGACGCGGGCUGCCAUUGUGUGCCAAGUUGGUGGGGCUCGUUGCUCUGCAGAUCGCAUGCUCUGCCUUUGCAGUUGUUCGGACCUCUCUGCGUGCCAGCGCCGGGGCGGAGGCUGAAAGCCUCAAGGAGGAGCUCAUACGGCGGUGCGCGGACUUCAAGCAGAAGCAGGAAGAGAUGUGGGACGUCAUGGCGGAACAGGAAGAGGCUGAAAAGAAGAAGAAAAAGAUGAAGAAGAAGGAGCAGGCUUCCCUACUAGAAGCCGAAAGCUUCGCGUCACAGCAGGUGCAGCUCAGUGACGAGCUGGCGAAGCUGCGCUUGGGCUGUGUGGAGGUGAUCCAACAGCUGGAAGACCUGAACCCCACCCCCAGGCCCAUGACUGGCUGGCGGGGCUACGGCGGUGAGAAUGCGAGCAGCUGCCCGCUGAACGGCACCUGGAAGCUGCUCUUCACGGACGCCGCAGACGCCACCUUCCGCCGCGGCAAGCGCGGGGACGCAAACACCUUCCAAGAGAUCGAUGCGGAGAAGGGAUGGUUCGUGAACUGUGUGGACUUCUCCAAGGAAGACAGCAAGCUAAAAGGCUUCAGGGUCUUCGUUGAAGGCCAAGCCCUAGGGGACGACGAGGUGCAGCUGAUCUUCCGCAAGGUCAGAUUGCUGCGGCGCUCCCGGUUCUUCCCCAAGAUCACCAUACCUCUGCCCAGCCCCGGGUUCCUUCGCCGCGUGGGCCGCCUCUUCGCGCGGUCCAAGGGCGGCAAGGUGAACCCGAGCGACCGCGGCGCUGGCUUCAGGCUGCUGUACGUUGACAAGGACCUGCGCGUGCAUCGAACCUUCGACGGCCUCUACUUUGUGCAGAAGCGGCUACAGUGAUGCUGUGCUUAAUUUGGUGCUUAGCGACCACCCCCUGCCUGAGACAGCGCGUGUUUUUGGUUUUCAGCCCGG